Messenger RNA from Leptosomus discolor (cuckoo roller), 681 nucleotides. The record is from RefSeq and is a predicted model, not a curated record. Lineage: Eukaryota; Metazoa; Chordata; Aves; Leptosomiformes; Leptosomidae.
CGGCGACUUGGGCACGGCCGGGGGGAUGCUGCUGGACCUGGCCGUCAAGCGCCCCGUGGUCAGGUCGAAAAUCAAGUUCACCACUGGCACCUGUAACGAUGCUACGGUGCAUAGCUGCGAGCUGUGCGGGAAAGGCUUUCGCUUGCAGCGGAUGCUCAACCGUCACAUCAAGUGUCACAGCCAGGUGAAGAGACACUUGUGCACCUUCUGUGGAAAAGGCUUCAAUGACACCUUUGAUUUAAAAAGACAUGUCCGGACCCAUACCGGAAUUCGCCCUUACAAAUGCGAGGUUUGCAACAAAGCCUUCACCCAGCGCUGCUCCCUGGAGUCCCACCUCAAGAAGAUUCACGGCGUGCAGCAGCAAUACGCCUACAAACAGAGGCGAGAUAAACUGUACGUGUGCGAAGACUGCGGCUACACAGGCCCCACGCAGGAGGACCUGUACCUGCACGUUAGCAAUGUUCACCCCGGAAGCGCUUUCCUGAAAAAAACCUCAAAAAAACUUGCAGCGGUUUUGCAAAACAAACUGAGCCCUGUCCUGCAGAGGAACUCCAAAGAUGACGACAAAGAUGAGUAACACGGUGGAUUACAGUGGUCUAAAGGAAAGAAGUUUACAUGUAGGACCAUAUAUAUAUAUAUAUAUAUUAUUUUUUUUAAAAACAAUUUUGAAAGAAAUCCCUG